This is a messenger RNA of Menidia menidia (Atlantic silverside), 465 nucleotides long. The record is from the annotation of a GenBank genome assembly. NCBI's taxonomy places the organism in Eukaryota, Metazoa, Chordata, Actinopteri, Atheriniformes, Atherinopsidae.
AUGGGAAACUGCCUCAAAUCUCCGACCUCGGAUGAUAUUUCUCUGCUACAUGAAUCCCAGUCGGACCGAGCCAGCUACGGAGACGGGGCUGACCCCGACCACGAGCCGCCGCCCCCCUAUCAGGAACAGAUCCCGGUGCCCGUCUACCACCCCACGCCCAGCCAGGCCCGACUGGCCACGCAGCUGACGGAGGAGGAGCAGGUCCGCAUCGCCCAGCGCAUCGGGCUGAUUCAGCACCUCCCCAAAGGCGUGUACGACCCGGGGCGGGACGGCUCCGAGAAGAAGAUCAGAGAGUGCGUGAUCUGCAUGAUGGACUUUGUUUACGGGGACCCCAUCCGGUUCCUGCCCUGCAUGCACAUCUACCACAUGGACUGCAUAGACGACUGGCUGAUGCGCUCCUUCACCUGCCCCUCCUGCAUGGAGCCCGUGGACGCCGCGCUGCUCUCCUCCUACGAGACCAACUGA